Molecule: messenger RNA, 738 nt
Organism: Chironomus riparius
Lineage: Eukaryota; Metazoa; Arthropoda; Insecta; Diptera; Chironomidae
Source: the annotation of a GenBank genome assembly
AUGAUUAAAGAGCCGGUUGAUAUGAUUUGGAUUAAAAGCUUAUUGUUAUUCAAAAAAGAAGGAAAAUUCCGAGAAGUCUUAACAGGACCAGACAUCGACUUUUGUACAUUCGGUAGAGAUAAUCAAAAUGGAUUUCUCCUUCAGCAAGCAUCUGAUUUAGUAAAAAAAAUCUUUCCUGGCUUCAAAUGUCCUUGCAGUGUUGUCCACGUAUCAAACAUCACAGUUCCAUCACAUCCUGUUUUAAGCAUUCUUCCUACGGGGUUUUAUAAGCUUAUAACAUUUUUAAGACAAAAAAUGCAGGAAAUGAUGUUUUCAAAUUCUUCAUGUAAACUGACAAAAGUUGAUCGAAAAAUUAAUGCAAUUAAUAUUUACAUCUUGCUGAAGGAACCCGUAGACAUGAUCUGGAUGAAAUGCAUUUUAUACUUUAAAAAGGAAGGAAAUUUUCGAGAAGUCUUAACCGGACCAGAGAUUGACUUUUGUACAUUCGGCAAAGAGAAGCAAAAUGGAUUUUUACUUCAACAAAUUCAAGAUUUAAUACAAAGAGUCUUUCCUGGUUUCAAAUGUCCUCGCAGUGAACUCAACAUUUCAAAUAUUACAAUUCCUGCACAUCCUAUUAUGAGCGUUCUUCCUACAGGAUUCUAUAAACUUAUGACAUUCAUAAGGUAUACUGAGAAUGGACCAAGCUCGUACAAUGUUACGACACUAUUUCAGUUUGAAACUUAUAAGGAUAGACUGUGA